UCAGCUUGUCUCAAAUCUGGGUUAUUUCUGAUGAUUCAAACAGUAAGACCACUGCUGAAGCAGGAUGGAUGGUUUAUCCAAGUUUAUUAGGAGAUAACCAGACACGGUUCUUCUUGUAUUGGACUGAUGAUGGCUACGAGCAAACAGGUUGCUACAAUCUACAGUGCCCUGGUUUUGUUCAAACAAACAAAAAUAUCUAUCUCGGUUCCAUCAUAAAACCAGUCUCAAUCUACAAUGCAGAGCAGUUUGAUAUAACUAUUGCCAUAGUCAAGGACAAAGUAAGCGGAAAUUGGUGGAUCCAACUGCAAAACGAGCUUUUAGGAUACUGGCCUGACUCUAUCCUCACAGGUUUAGCAGGUGGUGCAUCUAUGGUCCAUUGGGGUGGCGAGAUCACGAAUUCACACUCAGAUGGAUUUCAUACAACUACUCAGAUGGGCAGUGGGCAUUUUCCCUCUGAAGGAUAUGCAAAAUCAAGUUAUUUUCGUAAUCUUCGAGUGGUUGAUAGUAGUACUAACAUUAUGGCAAACCCAAAGGGUAUCACUCCAUUUGCAGCUAAACCUCAGUGCUAUGAUGUGCACAUCAAUGAAAACACUGGUUCUAGCUAUGGUUACCAUUUCUACUAUGGAGGGCCUGGUCUCUCCCAAAACUGCCGAUGAGAACAUCAUGAGAUGCAGGUUCUUGUAGUUC
Telopea speciosissima is the source of this 687-nucleotide messenger RNA. RefSeq lists its product as uncharacterized. The record is from RefSeq and is a predicted model, not a curated record. The transcript is spliced from 4 exons. The coding region runs from base 69 to 656 and encodes 195 amino acids. Lineage: Eukaryota; Viridiplantae; Streptophyta; Magnoliopsida; Proteales; Proteaceae.